AUGGAAGCCAGCAUGGAUUUUCUAUAUCACACAGGAAUCCAAGCCACACACUUUCUGCAAACAAAAUACCCAGGAUCGCAGGACUGGUUCCUCUUUGUUUCUUUUGCUGCUGACCUCCGAAACACUUUCUUUGUCCUGUUCCCUAUUUGGUUCCAUCUCUACGAAGCAGUGGGAAUCAAGCUCAUCUGGGUGGCUGUGAUUGGUGACUGGCUAAACCUCGUAUUUAAGUGGAUCCUUUUUGGACAAAGACCCUACUGGUGGGUACAUGAGACCAAUUUCUAUCAAAAUACUUCUGUCCCUGAAAUCCAGCAGUUCCCAGUUACCUGUGAAACCGGCCCAGGGAGUCCUUCUGGCCAUGCAAUGGGUUCAGCUGGUGUGUAUUAUGUGAUAGUUACAGCCAUUCUCUCUAUCACCCGUGGAAGAAAAUGUCCAUCAUGGAAACAUCGCUUUUUGCAAGCCGUGCUUUGGGCUGCUUUUUGGACCAUCCAAGUCUGUGUCUGUCUCUCUCGUGUCUUCCUGGCAGCUCAUUUUCCACACCAAGUUAUUGCUGGUGUCUUCUCAGGUAUAUUGGUGGCUGAAUCUUUCCAAUACAUCACUUCUAUCUAUGAUCCCAGCCUGCGGAAAUAUAUAGCUACCACCCUUUUCCUCUUCUCUUUUGCUCUGGGUUUCUACCUGCUGCUCAAAGUAUUUGGUGUGGACCUCCUAUGGACUUUGGAGAAGGCCAAGACAUGGUGUGAGCAUCCAGAAUGGGUACAUCUGGACACUACCCCCUUUGCUGGCCUCUUGCGCAACAUGGGAAUCCUCUUUGGACUGGGACUUGCCCUUAAUUCCCCAAUGUACAUGGAGAGCUGCAAAAGUAAACGAGGACAGCAGUUAAACUUUCGACUGGGCAGCAUCGGUAUCUCACUUCUUAUCCUGCAUCUGUUUGAUUUCUUCAAGCCUCCAGCCAAGGUGGAGCUUCUCUUCUACCUGUUUUCUUUUUGCAAAAGUGCUGCUGUGCCCUUGGCAGUGGCUGCCCUAAUCCCCUAUUGUGUCACACAAUUGCUCAGGCCACAGGACAAGAAAACACUGUAG
This is a messenger RNA of Protobothrops mucrosquamatus (brown spotted pit viper), 1074 nucleotides long. RefSeq names its product glucose-6-phosphatase-like. The transcript is spliced from 5 exons. NCBI's taxonomy places the organism in Eukaryota, Metazoa, Chordata, Lepidosauria, Squamata, Viperidae. Bases 1 to 1074 code for a protein of 357 amino acids. Gene Ontology annotation, biological process: glucose 6-phosphate metabolic process; gluconeogenesis. The record is from RefSeq and is a predicted model, not a curated record. Gene Ontology annotation, molecular function: glucose-6-phosphatase activity. Gene Ontology annotation, cellular component: membrane.